This is a messenger RNA of Closterium sp. Naga37s-1, 390 nucleotides long. Lineage: Eukaryota; Viridiplantae; Streptophyta; Zygnematophyceae; Desmidiales; Closteriaceae. The record is from the annotation of a GenBank genome assembly.
AUGGCACAGCACCUGGUAUCGCGCAACCUCACAGCCAACAUCCGUGCCGCCCACCUGCCCUCAGCACCCGACGCCAUCGUGCUGCCCAUGGUGCGCCUCGCCCUCUCCUGCACCGCUUCCGACCCCCUCUCCCGCCCCACUGUCACCGACCUGCUCCGCUCCAUCAAGGCUCUCAAGCGCUUCCUCUCCGCCCCCCGGCGCCCUGCCCUGCCGGCCAGCGCAGGAACGAGCAGGGAUGGUGAUGCUGCAGGCAGUGGGGGAGCUAGAGAGCAGCAGGGUGGGGAGGAUGGGGAUGGGCUUUCUGAGGUUUUCAGUCACAAUGCGCUCGAUGCAAAGCUAGACUGGCUUCUCGAGGAAGAGGAUAGUGGUAGGUUUGUGGCAGAUGUGUAG